This is a messenger RNA of Alligator sinensis (Chinese alligator), 2371 nucleotides long. RefSeq names its product exoribonuclease 1 (gene ERI1). The transcript has 8 exons. Gene Ontology annotation, molecular function: 3'-5'-RNA exonuclease activity; nucleic acid binding. Lineage: Eukaryota; Metazoa; Chordata; Crocodylia; Alligatoridae. Bases 341 to 1315 code for a protein of 324 amino acids. Gene Ontology annotation, cellular component: nucleolus; cytoplasm. The record is from RefSeq and is a predicted model, not a curated record. Gene Ontology annotation, biological process: exonucleolytic trimming to generate mature 3'-end of 5.8S rRNA from tricistronic rRNA transcript (SSU-rRNA, 5.8S rRNA, LSU-rRNA).
UGGGAGGGUCACGUGGCCUUCCCCAGCCCCUCCUCUCCGCCGUGAGCGUCACGCGAAGCGGGUGGGGCUCUGGAAGGCGAGCCUCAACCCGCGUCUUUCCCGCCGGAACUGCCGGUGCCGCCGCCAUGGAGGAGCAGACCGGCUGCGGGGUGGACACCACGAGGCGCCGGCACCCGCCCCUGCGCCCUCCCCACCCAGCCAGCUCGCUGCCCCGGUCCCGGUCCCCGGCAGCACCCCCAGGGGCCAGCAUCACUGUAGACUGGAUGGACAAGACAAUAAUGAAAAAAUUUCCACCUGCCAUUCUAAUGAUUUCAGUGACCCAAUUUACAAAGAAAUUGCUAUGACUAAUGGUUGCAUUAAUAGGAUGAGUAGAGAUGAGCUGAGAGCCAAACUUGCAGAGUUCAAGCUUGAAACGAGAGGAGUGAAAGAUGUACUGAAAAAGAGGCUUAAAAACUACUACAAGAAGCAGAAGCUGAUGCAGAAGGAGCCCACUGAUGAAGAGAGUUACUAUGAUUAUAUCUGCGUUGUUGACUUUGAAGCAACCUGUGAGGAGGGCAACCCCCCUGAAUUUAUACAUGAAAUAAUUGAAUUUCCUAUUGUGCUAGUAAACACUCAUACACUAGAAAUAGAAACAACCAACAGCUGCAGCUCCUUUGUGCCACCAGCAGUCUUUCUAAGUGCACUACUAGAUUCGUCAUUUGCAGCAAAACACCAUGCUACAACUGGUAUCUGCUCUCAACCCACUUACUGGACUACAUACCAAGAGGAUACCUUUCAACAAUAUGUGAAGCCAGAGAUUAAUCCUCAGCUUUCAGACUUCUGUAUUAAUCUGACUGGAAUCACUCAGGACCUCGUAGACAAAGCUGAUGCCUUUCCUCAAGUCCUACAAAAUGCUGUAGAAUGGAUGAGACAGAAAGAACUGGGGACUAAAUAUAGCUAUUCCAUACUGACUGAUGGAUGUUGGGAUAUGAGUAAAUUCCUGAAUAUCCAGUGUCGUAUUAGCCAUAUCAAAUAUCCCUCUUUUGCCAAAAAAUGGAUCAAUAUUCGCAAAUCAUACGGCAACUUCUACAAGGUUCCCAGAAACCAGACCAAGCUGACAAUCAUGCUUGAAAAGCUGGGAAUGAGCUAUGAUGGGCGACCUCACAGUGGACUUGAUGACUCUAAGAACAUUGCACGGAUAGCUAUACGAAUGCUUCAGGAUGGAUGUGAGCUGCGUGCGAAUGAGAGAAUGCAUGGUGGGCAGCUAAUGACUGUAUCCUCCUCUGCUCCAGUAGAAGGAGCCCCUGCUCCACAGAUGCCCCAUCUUAGAAACUAGCAGUGAAAGAGUGCUACAAAAUGAAUGAACCACUGUUGAAGACUUAGACUGCAAAGACAGCUGAUUAAAUGACCAUUUUGAUAAAACAGAUCUUCAGAGCAAAAUAUGUGAGCACCUUAAACAGCUUUCUUUGUUAAAAUAAAGGGGAUGUGAACUCUUUGUUCUUUAACAUUUGUGUAUAUGAUUUUUGAUACUGAUGGUGUUUUAACAAAAAAAUUAUCUGGUGUCUUUUUUAAAGGUAAGGUUGAUUACCAUAUAUAAGAUCCAAGCAGGGUUUUAAGAUUUUGUUUAUGAAGAAUAAUUCAAACUAAAAUACCAGAUUUGUUUACCCGUUGUACUCUUCUUUCCCCAGCCCACACGCUGUAUUGUAACAGCGUUUAAUAUAUUGUCCAACAUUUGCAUAUAUAUAGGCUACUGACAGAAGAACUAUACAGAAUGUUGACCAGAUUGGUAUCAUCUACCUUGCCAGUUGAUAGAGGCAGAUAACCUCCUCUGUUCAUCUAGACAAAAUGGAGGCAUUAUUCAUGGUUUUAAUUGUUUUAAAAUCUUGAGGGAAAAGUCUGGAGAGGAGGGACAGGUGUGUGUUAAAAAUGUGUGUGUAAGUUUCCACCUCAAGUAAUUUUGAGUGGCCUUGGUGAAGAGCUAAGUAUUAAGUAAAAAUAAAACUUUUAUUCGUAUAGUUACAGAAUUCCUGGGGGGAGAGGGGUGGGGGCAUUGUUACUUACUUGGGUUUUUUUACAGGUAGGCUUUUCAGUCAUUGGGAUUUUUUGUACUUCCAGGUACUGGUCUACCUAUUUCUGCUCUAUUCAUUCCAGAAUAAAAUUAAGUACAGUACAGCAGUUUAAUCUCUUUUAGAAACCUGGAAUUCAAUGAGUGUGAGUGAAUUAAAACGCAUGCAAUAUUGAAAUUAAUAUGAAAUAUGGCUUAGUAUGCUUUUUUCUGUCAUCUGGAUAUUCUGUAAAAAAAAAAAAAAAAAGUUAAGGCCAAAGAUACUUACAACUACUUGUAUACAGCUAUGCCAAACAGUUGUAGAAAAUGUGAACUUUUAUGUCAAAA